CAGGGUCAGAAAUACACGGGAGCUGCGAAUUCAAGAAGGAACUCGGCAGAACCUGCGCAACUUUCCGAGCAAGCACACGUUUUUAUUUAUUUAUUUUUAAUUUAUAUUAUUUUUUUUUUGGGUUUUUUUUUUUUUAUAUAUAUAUAUAUAUAUAUAUACUUACUUUUUUUUUAUUUCACACCCUGGUCGCUGCAAAGAUGACCGCAGCCGUGGUGUCGCCUUUCUUCGACUUCGAAGUAAUGAACAAGAACAACAAACUGCUCAGCUACAACAACAACCUGGGCCCCAUGUCUGUCCCUUGCACUGGCACCAACGUGCCCAUAUCCAGCCCCGCCGGAGCCCUGCUGGACAGGAAGGCGGUGGGGUGUCCCUCGGUGGGAGGCGUGUACCAGCGGCGGCACUCUGUCAGCAGCACAAAGUUCAGCCAGAACCAGUUCCUGAACAGCCUGAAGGCGGCGGACCACUGCUCGCUCAUCUCGGGGAUCGGCAACGCCGGCUGCGGCAGCAACAACAAGGAGAACCGCAUGCGAGACCGCUCCUUCUCCGAGACGGGCGAGAGGCCCCUCAACAAGUGCCUGGGCCCCGCCAGCCCCACCGGCAGCCAGGUGAACUCCAGCCGCUACAAGACGGAGCUCUGCAGGCCCUUCGAGGAGAACGGCUCCUGCAAGUACGGCGACAAAUGCCAGUUUGCCCACGGGAUCCACGAACUACGCAGCCUGAGCCGCCACCCCAAAUACAAAACAGAGCUGUGCCGCACCUUCCACACCAUCGGCUUCUGCCCGUACGGGCCCCGCUGCCACUUCAUCCACAACGCCGAGGAGCGCCGCGGGCCUCCCCAGCAGUGCUCCCCUCUUAACUCCUCCAACAAGAUGGACAGGCCUCGCCUGCAGCACAGCUACAGCUUCGCGGGCUUCUCCAGCUCGGCCGGGCUGAGGGACAGCCCCACCUCCGUCACCCCUCCGCCCAUGUUCUUCCCCGACGAGGUCCCGGACUGGCCCAGCAGUAACCCCUUCACCUACUCCAGCCAGGAGCUGGCCAACCUGUUUGGGCCCAGCCUCAACGUCGGUCCCGUGGGCACAGAGCCCAACGCCCCCGCGCCCCCGUCUCCGACGAGCACGCCGUACUAUUUCAGACCCAUGUUGGUGUCCCCCCAGAUGUUCGAUACUCCAUCCAGCCAGCCCGACUCUCUGUCAGACCAAGAUGGCUACCAGAGCAGCUCCGGGGGCAGCCUGAGCGGCUCCGAGUCCCCCACGCUGGAUACGACCCGCCGCCUCCCCAUCUUCAGCCGCCUCUCCAUCUCCGAUGAUUAGCCUGCGAGUGUCCACCAGUGUGACUUUUUUUUUAUUUUUUAAGUUUGAUGACACCGAGAGAACACGGCACUCCCCUCUACCUCUGCACCCCCCACCCCCGCCUCGAGCAUCCCCCCAACCCCCCCUCACACCACCGUGUUGGUUCCUUGUUGGCAUUGCAAGGAUGUAGUCAGUUAAAGGAACUCUCUCUCGACUCAUUUCUUCCCCUUCCCGUUAAUCUGCAAAGCAAGUUUUUUCUUUCUUUUUUUUAAAAGUACCCUGCCAUGUGUCAAAGUGCCAAAAAAACAAAAAAGGAGAGGAAAUUGAACAAUGAAAAAUCAUGAGAACAAGAAUUGACUGUUUUGCCAGGUGCCACUUGAUUUUUUUUUUUUUUUCUUUCUUCAUUUUGUUCUUGAAUGUGUAGCAGCACAAGUGGCCUUGGAAAGGGGGCGUGCUUUGCACUAGCCCCGCAACCCCCUCCCUUACUCUCCACCCACUCUUUCUCGCUCUCUUUUCUCCCGCCCUCUUCCCUUGACCAUACCACUUCCCACGCCCCCCCCUCGAGCUAGCUAGAGGGUGCUCACUAAUGUACUGCAGACGUUUUUUGAGACAAAAAAAAGAGGAAAAAAUAGACCCUGAUAAAGAUAUGAAUAGUUUUUUAAAAAGAAGGGUGGGAGUGCCUUGGGGUGGUUUCUGCAUGUGUUUAGGGUGAAUGGACUACUGUUUUUGGUUCUUUCUCAUUUAUAACCCCCCCCCCUCCCUGUCACAGUUCUUCUCAAGCCUUGUCUUAUGUAAUUGUGGAUUGGGUGAGUCUGCAGGAAGGACUUUGAACUGGAAGUUGGUUAUGUCGUCGUCCCCCUCCUCCUCUUCCCUCCCUCCCCUCCUCCUCUUCCCUCCCUCCCUGAGUUUUCUCCUCCUGUUGCUGGUCACUGGCUCUUUUUUAUUGGGAAGGAAGUCUUGAUAUCAAACUGAUCAUUAAACCUGUAGGACUUUGUCCCCGCCUCCCGGCCUUCAUCCUCUCUGGGGAUCUGGGGGAAUUCCAGCAUUCCCAUGAUGCAGUUGUACAUCCUGCAACGCGACGAAAUCGGAUUUCCAAGCUAUUUUACCCCCCCCCCCCAAAAAAAGGAGACUCUGUACUCAUUACAUCCUUUUUUUGCUUUCUUUAUUUGAUAAUUAUUUUUUAUUAAUGUUAUUACGUUUAUUAUUGUUUGAAAAAAAAACUUUCCAGAUGGAAGGUUUUUUUUUUUUUUUUUUUUUUUUUUUUUUUUUGCUUGUCACUGCUUAUUUAACUUAUCAGAACAUAUUUAUUGCUGAUCAUAUGCAUUUUUUUUGGUUAAUUUUGUUUUUUGUAUUUAUCUGGAUAAUGAACAAUAGAAUAUAUUUUCUUUUUAUGUUAAAUUAUGAUCUUCCAUAUUAAUCUAAAGAUUGUUGAAGACGUUUUUGUCGAGUUUUCCUUUUUUUUUUUUUUUUUUUUUUCCACAGUUUAAUAUAUUGUACUUCAAUGACUUUUUGUUCUGCAACUACACUUUGUCAAAAAUGAACCUUAAUUUAAAGCAAAAAAGAAAAAAGAAAUGCAAAAAAAGAUGGGUUUUUUUGCGUUUUUUUUGAUUAUUUAUUGUACUUUCUUUUUUCUUACUCCCCAUAUCGGACUGCAAUUCCAUCUCUACUAGAUUUGCUUGUAUUCAUUCCUGCCAUUUUUUUCCCCCCUUCACGUCUUUACAAUAACCCGACGGUAACGGUAGCUAACCGUUAUUACUUUAUUAACUCAAUACUUGGGUCGACGGUAGAAUUUUAAAAAGAGGGGUGCUGGGAGACGGCCCACUGGUUUAGGGGGCGUCUCCAAGUCAGGACUGUUUUUUUUGUUUAAAUGUCAGUUCUUACACCCCCCCCCCCGUCUGUUAUUACGAGCAAUAGCUGUGACCAAAAUGGGUUGAGGAAAGUUUAUUUUGUUUUUCAUUUGAUUGGAUGCUUGAUGCACUUGCUUGGCCCCCCUCUUGACCAUUGGAAGUGCCUCUUUGAAUACAUUCCAGGUAGCUAAGGCUUUCUCUGCCUUUUUUAUAUUUGAUAAAAAUGGAGGACAAUUUAAAAAAAAGUCACUCUUGUUUCCUACAUGUGUUUGGAAGAGGUGAACAUAUUUUUGACACAAAGAAAGUAAAACAGUUGAAUGUAUUUUUUCAGCCAUGUUUUUUUCACUACAGUAAUUUCUGUGAGUUUAUAUGAAAACCUGUUUUGGUUUUUUUUAUUUGUUUUUUCUCGCCCUCUUUUUUUGUAAGUAUUGAUCGCAGUUAAGUCAAUAAACCCCGUAUUUUUUGAAAAGUUAAAA
Messenger RNA from Cyclopterus lumpus (lumpfish), 3612 nucleotides. It is a transcript of the gene zfp36l1a, whose product is annotated as zinc finger protein 36, C3H type-like 1a. The transcript is spliced from 2 exons. NCBI's taxonomy places the organism in Eukaryota, Metazoa, Chordata, Actinopteri, Perciformes, Cyclopteridae. The coding region runs from base 198 to 1310 and encodes 370 amino acids. The record is from RefSeq and is a predicted model, not a curated record. Gene Ontology annotation, molecular function: mRNA binding; metal ion binding.